AUGAGUGCAAUUCCGAUGAAAGUGAUCGAUAUGGUGGAUGUAACUGUAGAUAAAGCAGAGGCAGAUACAAUUAAUAUUGAUGGUUUUAAAAAAUUGAUAACUGAUUUGACCAUCAAAGACAUAUGGGGAUUGGUGUUUGAUACAAAAUCUCAAGUUUGUGAAUUUUAUGCCAAAUAUGCCAAGUGCCAUGGAUUUGUGUCCCGAAAAGACUUGAAGACGGUAGAUGCAAAUGGCAACAUGAAUACAAUGCAAUUGGUUUGCAAUAAAGCAGGAGAAAGAUAUUGGAAGCACCUUAAUAGGGACAAUCGGCAAAGGGAGCAUAGGGCAAUUACUCGUGUCAAUUGCAAGGCUAGGAUUCUUUUCGUUCGUCACUGUAGGAUGGGUAAGUGA
Messenger RNA from Arachis ipaensis, 390 nucleotides. RefSeq lists its product as uncharacterized. The record is from RefSeq and is a predicted model, not a curated record. Lineage: Eukaryota; Viridiplantae; Streptophyta; Magnoliopsida; Fabales; Fabaceae.